This is a messenger RNA of Scaptodrosophila lebanonensis, 1629 nucleotides long. RefSeq lists its product as uncharacterized. NCBI's taxonomy places the organism in Eukaryota, Metazoa, Arthropoda, Insecta, Diptera, Drosophilidae. The coding region runs from base 89 to 1462 and encodes 457 amino acids. The record is from RefSeq and is a predicted model, not a curated record. Gene Ontology annotation, biological process: GPI anchor biosynthetic process; protein localization to plasma membrane. Gene Ontology annotation, molecular function: glucosaminyl-phosphatidylinositol O-acyltransferase activity. The transcript has 2 exons. Gene Ontology annotation, cellular component: membrane; endoplasmic reticulum.
CGUCUCGUCGUCGACAAAAUUUUGUUGGCUGUCAUCACCGUUCUACGUAUUUCAAGCGUUUAUAGAGCAACCGGCUUGUCCGCUCAACAUGCCGGAAUACUUGACGGUUAGCUUGGAUAGGAAACCGUGGAACACUAUAGAGGAGAGUGUGCAUAGUUUUAUGUACACCCUGACCAGCUUGCUGGGCUUCACACUGGGUUAUCUGUACUGUCAGAAGAUGCCACCCAACCGACGCUUUCUCGUGGAGGGACUGCUCGUUAUUUUGCCGAAUGUUUUGAAUUCGACUGUCAAUGUUAAAUUCAAUGAUUGGUUCUGCGUGGUGUCCAUUGUGCUGAUUCUGUAUAGGGUGUGGCGUACGCGUUUCUGGCAGGAAUUGGAUAACCGUACGUUCGAUGUGGGCAAGCGGCCGGUGGUGUUUACUUUGUUGCGUUCGAACGCCUAUAUUGGGGUCUGUGCUGCUAUCUUGGCUGUGGACUUUCCCCUCUUUCCGCACGCGUGUCGCAAAAGUCGUUACUUUGGUGCUUCGGUGAUGGACUUGGGAAUUGGUGUGUUUGUGUGGAACAUGGGUUUGGUUUCUCAUCGGGCUCGAAACUUAAGGGACUUGGGUCGACUGCCCAAGGUGGUGGCGCCGCUGCUGGUGCUGGGCCUGGGACGCACCUUGAUUAUAUCAUUGAUCAACUAUAAUCAGGAUGAGCACGAGUAUGGCACGCACCUAAAUGCCUUCUUCAUGCUGGGCUUCACUAAGCUAUUUGGAUCGCUCUGCACCUUGGCUGUGCGCUCAGAUUGGCAGCUGCUCCCUUUGUCGUUAGGCAUUCUCUUUCUGCAGGAGUUAGGUCUGCAAAUGGGGCUUUCAAACUUUGUCAUGUCUGAGAGUGCAGGGCGCGAGAAUUUGCUAACCGCUAACCGUGAGGGUCUUAGUGCCUUACCCGGAUGCAUUGGUCUUUAUAUCUUCAGUAUUUACUUUGCCAAAUGGUACACAUCCAAACAGACGCUUAGCUACGUGGAGAUGCGACGCAAGCUCUGCCAAAUGCUGAUAAUGUCCAUUUCUAGUUGGUGUUUGGUUUUCGUCAGCGCCCAUGUACUGGGAAUUGCCCGCGUUACCUUCAGCGCUGGCUACAACAUCUGGGUUUUUGCCACUUGCGCCUCUUUGCUUCUAAUCUACAUGUUGCUGUACGAGUUGGCAUUGAAGCCGUCCAACCAGGAGGCACAGCAGCAGCUCAUUGGCGAUGCCGAGGCGCCCACAAAGACACAACAAAUUCAGCUACCGAUGUUCGUGGAGGCGCUCAAUAUGAAUGGACUCUUGCAUUUUAUGCUCUCCAAUUUGCUCACAGGAUUUGUCAACAUGACGCUAAAGCCGGACGAGCGCAACCGUUUCGAGAGUGUUCUUAUAAUGACCAUUUAUAUGCUGAGCAGUUCGUGCGUUUCUUUUGUCCUUUAUCGCAGGGGCAUACGAAUCGCUUGAGUAUGCGAAACAGCAGCUGCCGUUGCAGUUGCUGGUAAUGUGAUAUUUCCAUUUUACACUCUAUUACAUAAAAAACACAAAAGUUGUUUCUUAGAACUUGUAAAUAAAUUUCGUAUUUAAUAAGAUAAAUUUUUUAAAUCAUAAAGGAUUGUUAGUGUUAAGUUUCA